Molecule: messenger RNA, 1707 nt
Organism: Penicillium cinerascens
Lineage: Eukaryota; Fungi; Ascomycota; Eurotiomycetes; Eurotiales; Aspergillaceae
Product: class I SAM-dependent methyltransferase
Exons: 2
Coding region: 1-1707 (568 amino acids)
Molecular function (GO): methyltransferase activity
Source: RefSeq, a predicted model, not a curated record
AUGUGUUCUGAUUUUCCCUUUUUUGCUUUCGUGACAGGCUUGGGUGGCGAUAUGGAGGUGCCUUCGCCGAGGUCCGAGAUCGAUGCUGGUGGAGAGGACCAUCAUGUUGGGACAGAGCCACGAUUGCAACCAGCAUCGAACCUCAAUCAUGCAGUAGGGGAAGAUCGGCUAGAGGGUGUGCCUUCGUCCCCGUCGCCUCUAGCACUGCAGUCUAUUCAACUUUCAGGGCACGAAUCCAUGGUCAACGAAGCAGAAUCGACAACCCUAUCAUCCUCAAGUCCAAUACCGAUCUUGGAGCAAUUUCCAGACAUCAUAGGGGAAAACAAUCAUGUCACGGUGUUAUCCAAUCAUGCAUCCAUUUCUGACCUGGAGGCUUCAAUGAACGCAGGAGAGGCCUUGGAAGAGCAUAUUCUGGCAGUACAUCCUCAGCUGGACUCAAUACCCGAAGAAACGACUGAGGAUGAUGCAGAAGAGGAGGCCGGAGCAAUACCCUCACCUCUAGAACCAAAUUCGGUACCAUUGUCAGCUCCAGCAACAUUUCCAGCCGUGGAAUACGCAACAGAGCCGGUGGCGUGGACACCUCUAGCACCUUCAAUACCAAUAGAAGCCCCGACACAAGCUCAUACAGCACCACAGAGCUUCAUUGAGACCCAAUCUGCUUCCAAUUCUGUUCCACCUACACUUUUCAAUCACCCUUUAUACCCAGAAGAUUCAGGAGAUGCAUCCUCCACAGCAUCAACAACCGGCGAGGCAAGCUCUGUUUUCGACGACGACUACUACUCCGACACCUCCAGUUAUACCGCAUCGCUCCUCUCAGAUGUCAAAAACUACGCCUACGAGAACGGACGAAGAUACCACUCCUACCGUGAAGGCCACUACGUCCUCCCAAACGACGAGCAGGAACAAGACCGACAAGACCUCCUCCACCACGUCCGCAACCUCGUCCUAAACGGCGCCUUACUCCGAGCCCCAGUGGGCAAAGAAAUCCAACGAGUCCUAGACAUCGGGACAGGGACAGGAAUCUGGGCCAUCGAUUUCGCCGACAGCUUCCCCAGCGCCGAAGUAAUCGGCACCGACCUAAGCCCUAUCCAACCAUCCUGGGUACCGCCCAACCUCCGAUUCUUGGUCGACGACGCCGAAUCCCCAUGGCUCUACAGCUCUAGCCGGCCAUUUGACUUCAUCCACGCGCGCGACCUGGGCGGAGCAAUCGCUAACUGGCCGCGGCUGCUGCGCCAGGCCUACGAGCAUCUGCGUCCGGGAGGCUGGGUCGAAUUGCAGGAAUUCGAGGUGACUCUCCGGUCGGAUGACGACUCACUGCGUCUGGCACCGACGUUGUGCGAAUUCCUCGGCCGCCUGCAUGAGGCCAGCGAGGCGUUUCACCGACCCAUGAAUAUCGCCGAAGGACACCGUCAACGAAUGGUAGAGGCCGGUUUUGAAGAUGUCAGUGACGAGGUGUACAAGGUUCCGUCGAGUGCUUGGUCGAGGGAUCCUGUACAAAAGCAGAUCGGUCGAUAUAACCUGUGUUCCCUUUUGAUGGCUGUUGAGUCUUACUCGCUGGCUCUGUUCACUCGUGUGCUGGGAUGGUCCAACAACGAGACCCAGGUGUUCCUGGCUGGCGUACGGAGGGAUCUGAGAAACCCGGAUGUUCACACAUAUUGCAAUCUGCAUAUUGUAUACGGUCGGAAGCCGUGGCAUCGGGCUAGCUGA